CCAGCAAGGACUGUUUUUCACUAUCAGACGUGGUACAAGUUCUGACAUGGCACGACUACGCCUCCAGCUCGUUCUGCUACUGAGUGUGGUGAUGUAUGGGGUGUAUGGGAGACCAAUGCACAACCCAGUUGAACCAGAUUCUUACUCGUAUCUCCAUGCCAAAUUACAAAAUCCCUCGCAACAGAGCACGGGCAAGGCAAUGAUAAGCAUCUUACGUACAUGCGCGCGACUGAGAAGCGGGAUCUGUGCUCCAUUCUCAACUCCCUCUGGACCUACCCCUACAGAGGAGAGCACGCCCCCUAGCGAUACAUGGCUGACUGAUCUGAUAAUAACUGCUCUAAGUAAAGAGAACAGAGAAGAAAUGGUGGCCACACUCCGCAGUAGUGCCAGACUGCGCAAACGGGUCUGUGAGGUAAGCGAGACGGACCAGGCGGCACACGGCAACGAGAACAGGGAACAUGUUGAGACUAAUGCCAUAGAGUCUAGCUACAGCGAUGAAUUCGUCAGUUUCCUGCAAAGUCGUAAGAGACGAUCUACUGUCGAGGAAGCACUUGAAAAAUUGCCACAAUUGGACGACUCAGAUUCGCUUGACGCAGCACCUGGUGUUGGCGCACGUGAAGAAUAUGUAGAGAUGCAUGAACCAACUGAAAGAAAAGCGCCCGGAGUUGUGUUGCGUGACGCGGAAGAAUCUGAUAAAUCACGUGGCUCAGACGAGAAAGAGUCUGGAGUCGUUGCACGUGACGAGUCUGAAACACGCGAUGAUCCUAGUCAGCCCGCCGAUGGAGAAUUUGCUAUUGCUACACCCAUACCUCCACUUUUAACCUCAACCUCAGGUAUCGAGAAACCUUUCCCUAUGACUGCGACCGCUAACACUCUUCUGCGUCUUGACGGAACAUUCGACGAGUCUCUCCUCAUCCAACCCGAGUCACUGGCGGAGAGUUCCGAGUCCUCCCCGAAAAGGAGACGUCGAGGUGUGAGCAACUUAGAUAUUGAAAAUGAGCAAGUAACUUCAAGCUCUGAGAAAAGGCUACAUCCGGGCAUCAAGAAACGUGUACAUCCGGGUCACGUUGAGCCUGGCGUAGAAAACAGACCCUCGCGAAACAAUGUCGAAAAACGCGUAGAAAUACCCGAUAAAGAAAUAGAGCUAGCGUUAAAAUACGAAGAAGACGACGAGAAGCGAAGCAACGAAGGGGGGGAACUAAACAAGCAAAUGUCGUCGGCUCCUAAAAAACGGGGAAAACUUCAAACCACCUUGAAGAAAAAGGAAAAAAUGGAGCCCAAAGAUGUCGAGGAGUCGCUUCAUGAGCAGGAGAAAUCUGACGCCUCUAAAAGAGGAAAGCUUGGAGCAAGCCUGAAGAACAAGGUCCCGGAGGUAGUAGUGCGAGGUGAAGAAACACGCGACGGGCUUGAAUCACGUGAUCUGGGAUCUGAGCAGAAACCACGUGAUCGUGUCUUGCUUGAUAUCGAUGAAAUGCCAAGUGAUAAAUGACAAAGUAUUUAUACAGAUUAUAUAAUCAGAGUAUAAGAAAUGCUAUAAUGACCCAAAAAUAGAGAUUAUUUAUCAAUAAAAUUGCCAAUUGCUCAUUAA
Molecule: messenger RNA, 1588 nt
Organism: Nematostella vectensis (starlet sea anemone)
Lineage: Eukaryota; Metazoa; Cnidaria; Anthozoa; Actiniaria; Edwardsiidae
Exons: 5
Coding region: 47-1489 (480 amino acids)
Source: RefSeq, a predicted model, not a curated record